Molecule: messenger RNA, 1172 nt
Organism: Heterotrigona itama
Lineage: Eukaryota; Metazoa; Arthropoda; Insecta; Hymenoptera; Apidae
Source: the annotation of a GenBank genome assembly
AUAUGCGAGUGUUCUGAGUUGAAGACAGACAUACUGUAUAUAAAAGCUCACGGUCUGCAUAUCAGAGAUAUCAAUGCUCUUUGUGGUAUCUAAUAUAAUUUGAUUUGGAUUUUUCCUUUAUUAGUGUUACAGAAAACAGAUAGUCUUGAAAUAUUUCAUAUUCCUUACUAUAAAAGAAUCACAAGAUACAUUCAACUUUUGGGGCAAGAUCCACGUCAUAAAGCUAGCACUAAAAAUAUUAUUGUAAUUGUAGUGACGAUUAGUAUUGCAAGCAUCAUUUUUCCAUCGGCAAUAGAUAUAUAUACGUCGUUACGUAACAAUGACAUGGACGAAAUGAUUGAGUGUCUGCCAAAUUUCCUUGCAUCUACAAUCAGUGCUAUUAAGAUAUUAAAUAUACAUUUCAACAGGCAAAGCUUUAACAAAUUGUUUCAAUUAAUAACGGAACAAUGGAAGCAGUUGGAAUUAAAUGGCGAAUUGCACGUUCUGGAAGAAAUCGUCAUGCAAGGCAACAAAAUGGCGCAAUUUUACAAUAGUACUUUAGUAACUUUUUUAAUAUUCUUCCUGCUGGUUCCGUUAAUUUCUCCCCUUUUAGAUAUCAUUCAUCCAUUAAAUGAAACUCGAACACGACAACAAUUAUUCAAAGUUAAUUACGUAUUUUUUAACCACAACAAUUAUUUCUUCUACGUAUAUUUAGAAUUAUUUUGGGCCUCAAUCAUUGUUGUAUUAACUGUAAUUGCUGCAGAUUGGUUAUACAUGUUAAUAAUUCAUCACAAUAGUGGAUUAUUUGCAGUGUGUGGACAGUUAUAAAUUUAGAUAAACCUAAGGAAGCUAUACGAAAUGCUAUAUUUUGUGGUGGAAGUCAAUUUCAUUUGUUGCUACUCAGCUUGCCUGGCCAGGUGCUACUAGAUAAUUGCUCUGCUUUAGAAAACAAUAUGUAUGUAGUAUCAACUAAAAUUCAUUAUUCGUCUCAAAACAGAUACGACUCAACAUGGUACAGAUGUUCCCGGAAAAUUCAGAAAUUACUACACUUAACGCAAAUAAGAUGCAAGAAGUACUGUUCAUUGUCAGCAGGUGGAUUGUAUGAAAUGAACAUAGAAAAUUUCGGUAUUGUAAGUAAGUCUAACGUCGCUAUAUCAACAGAAGCUUCAGACAAAUUCUUUCUUGCACUUUAA